Salarias fasciatus (jewelled blenny) is the source of this 869-nucleotide messenger RNA. It is a transcript of the gene lsm10, whose product is annotated as LSM10, U7 small nuclear RNA associated. Gene Ontology annotation, cellular component: cytoplasmic U snRNP body; nuclear body. The transcript has 2 exons. The record is from RefSeq and is a predicted model, not a curated record. Gene Ontology annotation, molecular function: U7 snRNA binding; histone pre-mRNA DCP binding. NCBI's taxonomy places the organism in Eukaryota, Metazoa, Chordata, Actinopteri, Blenniiformes, Blenniidae. Gene Ontology annotation, biological process: mRNA 3'-end processing by stem-loop binding and cleavage. The coding region runs from base 146 to 568 and encodes 140 amino acids.
UACGUCACUUCUCCUGCGGGAAAACCAACUUGUUGACAUGUCGGACAUUUAGAGGGCUUUAUCUCCGUGUGAGGAGGUUUACUGCGGCGUCUGCGCAGGAACUCACCGUUUAACGCACUCAGGUGUUGCUAUUCUCCGUUGGUCCAUGGAGUCUGAGGAACCCUCAGGGUCCGGUUCUGCGGGAUCCGGCUCGGCGGCGUCCGGCUUCGUGGACAGCUCCAUCCGGGAGCGGACCAUCGCGGAGAACAGCCUGGUGGUGCUGCUGCAGGGUCUGCAGGGUCACGUGACCACGGUGGAGCUGCGGAACGAGAGCGCGGCGCGCGGCCGCCUGCUCAGCGUCGACGCCUUCAUGAACGUGCGCCUGGAGGACGUGCUGUACCGGGACCGGGCCGGCCGCUCGGCCCGGCUCAAGGACCUGUUCGUCACCGGCAGGAACGUGCGCUACGUGCACAUCCCCGACGACGUGGACAUCAUGGAGACCAUCCAGAGCCAGCUGGCCAAGAUCCACCGCGUGCGCAACUUCGGCAGCGAGGGCGGCGGCAGGAAGGAGUUCCAGAAGAAGAAGUGACGAUGUCGGAACGGGUCGAUGUUCCCCGACGGCUCCGAGAGGAGAGACUCCAAACGCCUCAGACGGCGUCCGGACAAAAUGACUCCAUCAUGAUCGAGAACAACAACUGAAAACGUUUCAGCUUUUUUAAAACAAAUGACCAAAACUUAAUCUUGUCUGGACCUUUAAACCUGUGAAAGUUUAAAUAUAUGUUGAAAACUAAGUUUAUUUCAUCAUCGACGCUUCCAGGUGUCAACCUGAGAAAAGCAGAGAAAAAAAACUCUUCCACUUAUUUUGUGUAUUUAAAUUUUUUUUUGUAAAU